ACACAGACAUUGCCUCCCUGGCUCGUAAGGUGGUUGAGGAAUGUAAGCUCAUUCACCCCUCCAGGCUAGCCGAGGUAGAACAACUGCUGUACUAUCUGCAGAACCGCAGAGAUGCCUCAUCAGGGAAAGCCCUAUGUAACUCAUAUGUCUAGCAAACAAGAAGAAAAGUUUUCUUUGAUAAAUAUCCAAUGCUUCAUCUUUUCAACUAACUGUUGAGAGAAUGCCCAGUCCUUUUCUCUGGGUCUUCUGACAUAGUGCUCCAACGAGAACAACCACUCAAAAUUACAGAUAUUUCUGAAGUAGAAAUAAAAGAACAACUCCUUGAAACAAGAAAACUGACCAUUCAGGAUCUUUUAUUUUAAAGAAAGCCAAAACAAAAAGAAAGAGAAAUCCAAUAAACCAAAAGAUCCACCCCCCUUUGAAGGAAUGGAGAUCGAUGAAGUAGCUAAUAUUAAUGACAUGGAUGAAUACAUCGAGUUGUUGUACGAGGAUAUUCCUGACAAGGUGCGCGGCUCUGCCCUUAUCCUACAGCUGGCCCGGAACCCUGAUAACCUGGAAGAAUUGCUCCUCAAUGAAACUGCACUGGGUGCAUUGGCAAGAGUGCUGAGAGAAGACUGGAAACAAAGUGUGGAACUUGCUACUAACAUAAUUUAUAUUUUCUUCUGCUUUUCAAGUUUUUCUCAGUUUCAUGGGCUAAUCACGCACUACAAAAUUGGAGCUCUGUGUAUGAACAUAAUAGAUCAUGAGCUGAAGAGACAUGAGCUCUGGCAGGAGGAACUCGCCAAAAAGAAGAAAGCUGUUGAUGAAGAUCCUGAGAAUCAAACACUGAAAAAGGAGUAUGACAAAACCUAUAAAAAAUACCAGGGGCUGGUUGUCAAACAGGAACAGUUACUGCGAGUUGCUCUCUAUCUGCUGCCGAACCUUGCUGAGGACACACGCACUGAGCUGAAGAUGAGGAACAAGAAUAUUGUCCAUAUGCUGGUGAAAGCACUGGAUCGAGACAAUUUUGAGCUGCUUAUUCUGGUUGUGUCUUUCUUGAAGAAACUCAGCAUUUUUAUGGAGAACAAAAAUGACAUGGUUGAAAUGGACAUUGUAGAAAAACUGGUAAAAAUGGUGCCGUGUGAACAUGAAGACCUGCUGAAUAUCACCCUCCGGCUUUUGCUAAACCUGUCAUUCGACACUGGCUUAAGGAAUAAGAUGGUACAAGUGGGGCUACUUCCGAAACUCACUGCACUCCUGGCAAAUGAGAGCUACAAGCAAGUAGCAAUGUGUAUUCUGUAUCACAUAAGUAUGGAUGAUCGCUUUAAAUCAAUGUUUGCAUACACAGACUGUAUACCACAGUUAAUGAAGAUGCUCUUUGAGUGCCCUGAUGAACGUGUUGACCUGGAGCUCAUUUCCUUCUGCAUUAACCUUGCUGCUAAUAAGAGAAAUGUGCAGCUAAUCUGUGAAGGAAAUGGAUUGAAGAUGUUAAUGAAGAGGGCUCUGAAGUUCAAGGAUCCGCUGCUGAUGAAAAUGAUCAGGAACAUUUCACAACAUGAUGGGCCAACCAAAAAUCUGUUUAUUGAUUAUGUUGGUGAUUUAGCAGCUCAAAUUUCAAAUGACGAAGAAGAGGAAUUUGCGAUAGAAUGUCUGGGAACAUUGGCAAAUCUGACCUUACCUGACCUGGACUGGGAACUUGUGCUGAAAGAAUACAAACUAGUUCCAUACCUCAAAGAUAAACUAAAGCCAGGUUCUGCAGAGGAUGAUCUUGUUUUAGAAGUAGUAAUAAUGAUUGGAACUGUGUCCAUGGAUGACUCCUGUGCUGCUCUUCUAGCCAAAUCUGGAAUCAUUCCAGCACUCAUUGAACUUCUAAAUGCUCAACAGGAAGAUGAUGAGUUUGUCUGCCAAAUCAUUUAUGUCUUUUACCAGAUGGUCUUUCACCAGGCCACUAGAGAUGUCAUCAUCAAGGAGACUCAGGCUCCAGCAUAUCUUAUAGACCUGAUGCAUGAUAAGAAUGCUGAGAUCCGCAAAGUCUGUGACAACACUCUGGAUAUUAUAGCGGAAUAUGAUGAAGAAUGGGCUAAGAAGAUUCAGAGUGAGAAAUUCCGAUGGCACAACUCUCAGUGGCUGGAGAUGGUAGAGAGUCGGCAGAUGGAUGAGAGUGAGCAGUACUUGUAUGGGGAUGACCGUAUUGAGCCCUACAUCCAUGAAGGGGAUAUUUUAGAAAGACCUGACCUUUACUACAAUGCAGAUGGCCUGGUGCCCCCUGAUGGAGCAGUGAGUCCAGAUUUUUUCAGUGAUUAUCAUCUUCAGAAUGGAGAUCUAGUUGGGCAACAUCCCUUCUCCAGCGGAUGCAGAACCCCUGGACUGCUGCCAUUACUCCAGCUUUGUGCUUCUACACUGCCAUGGACAUCCAUGCACUUAGCAUUGGAGUGGAUGGAUUUGGUCAGCCAACUGGUAUUCCUAGCCGCCCUGUGACUGCCUAUGGAUAUCGCCCAGAUGAACCUUACUACUAUGGCUAUGGAGCUCGAUAAAGCAACUUGCUGCAUACUCCGGAGUGUUCUCCCUCCUGCUCCACUAGGAACCAGCGUUCAUAGCUAGCUGGCUUUAGAUCAUUCCUUGGAAAUGCAUGAUUAUACUGUGACAAGUCUGUGUGAUUAUGUAUCCUUUAGUAUGCGAACCUCCAGAUAAGCCUGGGCCUUGCUGGCUCUAACAUUUUAGUGACUGUGUUCACUCCUCAGUUCUCAAUUUAUAAUUUUUGUACAGUAUUUGUCAUGUGACUUGAAAGCAAGUAUUGAAAAGCUACUAGACUGGAAAGUAAACAUUACACUGUGUAUAUUAAACAACUAAUUUAAUUUCUAUUAAAUACAAAAACUACA
Molecule: messenger RNA, 2858 nt
Organism: Alligator sinensis (Chinese alligator)
Lineage: Eukaryota; Metazoa; Chordata; Crocodylia; Alligatoridae
Gene: KIFAP3
Product: kinesin associated protein 3
Exons: 20
Coding region: 427-2457 (676 amino acids)
Biological process (GO): cilium organization; microtubule-based movement
Cellular component (GO): axoneme; ciliary transition zone; kinesin II complex
Molecular function (GO): kinesin binding
Source: RefSeq, a predicted model, not a curated record